GGCGGAAGGGGCCGGGCGCGGCGCUGCUCGGCGGAGUUUCCGCGCCUUCCCCUCGGUGGCGGGGCGGUCGCGCUGCCCCUCGGGGAGUCGUGCCCCGCUGCCCGUCUGCCCGCCCCCCGCCCGCCUCGCCGCUAUGCUGCUGCCGUCCGACGUGGCCCGGCUGGUGCUGGGGUAUUUACAACAGGAGAAGCUUCUGGCUACCUGCCGGGAAUUCAUCUUAGAAAGCUCCGAUUUGAAGGAGUACGCAGAGCACUGUACAGAGGAUGGGUUCAUUCCGGCCUGCUUGCUGUCCCUGUGUGGAAAAAACUUGACAACUAUUCUUAAUGAAUAUGUAGCCAUGAAAACAAAAGAAACGACAAACGAAGUUCCAGCAAUGAUGUCAUCUCUGUGGAAAAAAUUAGACUAUACGCUUUCUCAGAUAAGGAGCAUGCAGGGCUCCACGGGCUUUUCUGCUAAUCAAAGGACACGUACAAGAAGUGGAAUUGUAGAAAUGAAACGACAGAGAAUGCUUCAGCAGUCGGCUCCUCCAAAUUCAGGACUGUUAUCUGUAGCCCCUCAGCCAGGACCACAGUAUCAUUCUUCUACCAUAUCUCCUCAAGUUAUCCACAAGCCAGCAAUAAAUCAGAGUAUAUCGCAGGCAAGACUGAAUACGUUGUUUGUUCACCAGCCACAAGCCCAAGAAAACAGAAUCGGCACAGGAGAUUUCAUACACAUUCAAGUUCCAGCAUCACAAGAACGAAAGCUUCACUCAAACUUGCUUUCUCCAGGAAGGAGGAAAAGUGAAUCUCAGAAGAGGAGAAGUGUAGCAACAUCUGGACCUCCUGCAGGAAGUAGAAGUUCUCAAGAUCCUGAUGAAGUAAUAAUAGAAAAAGAAAGUGAGCCACUUGAAGAGUUUAUAGAUGGUAACUUCCCACAACUGAUUAUUGAAAACGCCAGAGAAAAGAUCCUGAGCAACAAAUCUCUUCAGGAAAAGCUAGCUGAAAACAUUAACAAAAUCCUGGGCAGUGAUGGCAGUGUCACUCAGGCACCUAAACAGACAGAAAGUGGCCCAACAGAACAAGAGACUUCAAUUGAUGAAAUCCUUGGCCUUCAGGGUGAAAUUCAUAUGUCGGAAGAGGCUAUACAGGACAUUCUGGAACAGACAGAAUCAGAUCCGGCUUUUCAGGCGCUCUUUGACUUGUUUGAUUAUGGGAAGAACAAGGUAAACAAGAAUUUGCCUGCUGGUAUUUCUGGUCAGAGUGGGGUAGAAAACACAAUCCUGGUGGAUGCGGAUAACUUGGAAACACUUGAAAGUUCUUUAGGAACAGAAGAAACUAGUAAGUGUGAUAGUUCUAGAGAAGUGCUGUCCUGUAAAGGUUUUCAGUUGGAAGAAACGUCAUGCGCCUUGAAGAACCCCAUUAAUGAUGACAAUAUGGCAAAGAAAAAUGCAACCAGUGAACAAUUGCAUGGAAAUUGUAGGCUAAGGAAGGAGGCUGAUGUACUUAAAACCAUUACCCAUGAACAUAUUGGCGAGCUGGAAAUUGCUUUUGACUCUGUGCCUGUUCUGACUGAAUCUAACAAGAGGCAAAUUUCUGAUGGCGAACAUCACGAGCACUGUCAAGACUCUUAUGGUAAAAAAGACUCGUCCACACCAGUACCUGGAAGUGAAAAAUGUAUGGAAAUUGAAAAAGAUACACUAAGUCAUAGUACUCAAAGUAGUCCUAAUUUGGAAUAUGUUCAUUCUGGUAGUCCCCAGAUUCCUUUGGUUUCGUUGGAAGAGGGUUGUAGAGCUAAUGAGAACAGAACGCGGCCUGCAGGUAAAUGUCACUUUUCUCCACACACAUCGGUACCUGAAAAAACACUCACUAAAAGCCCUUCUGACGGGAGCCCUGCCCACAGUGCACUGCUGAGAAAAAAUAAUACAUCCAUUUCUAGCCCAUCAGCAGAUGCAGGAAAAGAACAGGCUGUAGCAAAUGAUACAGCUCCAUUACUUAAUAUUUCACAGGAGAACUUGAGCCACCAUACUAACCAGCAAGAUCAGAGCGUGCAGUCAGACUGUGCUACAAAAUCCGCAGUGAAUAUGUCAGAUCUUGACAAAACAGAGUUGCAGCUUGAAGCUGCUGGUACUUGUAAAAAAACACAGCCAGAUGAUCAGCGUGCACUCGAUAACCCUAAGAAAGAUUUUAACCUCCCUUCAGGACUGUCGAACUCAGAGGGAGCACAAGUGGAAAUGCAAGAAACUUCAUCUUCUGCAAAAGCAGAUACUGAUAACAUAUAUUUCUCUUCUGGUGAUGAUGCGUGUACAGGAAUUUCUGUAGUACCCACUGAAAAUAACCUCACUGCAUCUGAAAUGUGCCACUCUCCUCUCCCAGAAACCACUUCCUCAACAGAUGAAUUGAGUACCAAAGCCAAAAGCGCAAGCGGUGUCUCUUCUAGUAGUCAACCGAUGGAUGUUGAUCCUUCUAAUAUAAUGUCCCUCAAGAUCAUCAUCAGUGAUGACCCGUUUAUUUCGUCAGACACGGAGUUAAAUAAUGCUGUUUCCAGCAUCACAGGAGAAAAUUUGCCAACAAUAAUAUUGUCAUCUCCAGCCAAAUCCCCGAACAAAACUGCAGGCCUGUCCAAAUGUCUGACUUCAGAAGACACAGAGAAAAAUGUGGAGUCAGCUUUGGCAGAGCAGAAUCUCCUUGUGCUCAGACCUAAGGAUCCUGUGGUUACCGCAGUUAACACUCAAAAUGAGGACUGCACUGUUUUUUCAGUUGCGAGUACAAGUAAUCUUUCCAAGGAAGGAGGAUUUAUUCAGUUGAUGCCAGCAACGAGCACAGCUUUUGGCAGUACCAACAACCUGUAUAUAGCCACCUGUGUGACUGAUCCAGCUGCCUUGGGCACAGCUGUAACUCCUUCCAACGUGGUUGUAUUGCCCGGCAGCUCCAUGCCUCUCGCUGCCCAAGCACCAGCAGUCCAGCAAUUACGGACUCCUCCUAGAUCCAGCAGUACAUUUGCAGGAAACCAGGCUGUCUCCCCAGGCUUCCCACAGGGUUCUGCCAUUAUAAUCACGUCUCCAGUGCAGCCUGUUUUGCAAGGAAUGGUGGGAAUGAUUCCUCUCUCAGUAGUAGGACAAAAUGGGAAUUCCUUCUCAGCGCCUGCCCGCCAGGUUUUGCAUAUGCCUGUAGCUAAUCCAGUGUGCAACAGAAAUGUCCCAAAACUUCCCAUCCCACCCAAAUCACAGAAGAUUCCCGGAGCAAGAAACAAGACCAAUGCAGGAAAACCGGUGCCAAGCGUAUCCGAAACUUCAAACCAUAUAAAUGCUCGAACACAAAGGGCUGGAAAUUCAGACAAGCUCAUCACUGCAGAGCUGGGAAGGAAAGCGGAGGAGAACUUGCCCGCUGCUCCAGCAGAGAGCACAAGCUCAAAUUCGAGGCAAGGUGAAAGUCACAGGAGAGUGCUUUGCUUUGAUAAUAUCCUACCCGCUGCAGGUGGAAACACCCAGGCACAGACUGCUAAGAGUUUGCCCCAAAAAGAAAGAAAUGAAAACUCUUCAUUUCCUGUGGAUUCGGCACCAUCCUCUGCCAAAACACAGGCAGCAAAGAGAGAGAAAGACAAAACGUUGCCUAGAAUUCUCUGUAAGCCAGAAGUUGCUGGCAACAGAAGCACAGCUGUGAAGGAGCCGCAGCCCGAGCGGAAGGUGGUAACGGCAGGGCUUCCCUCGGAUCCCUUCCACAAGGCUACAGCAAAUAAAGAAAACGAAUUGCGAAGAGAUAGUGAUGAAAAACAGAAGAACCAGGACACUGCCAAGCUGUCCAACGGCCAGCAGAGUGUUAGCUUGUGGAAUGAGAAGACAGUUGCUUCGGUGCAAGAACUGAACAAGAAGCAAGCGUCGCUGUCAAAUGGGAACAGCAAAUCUUCACCGUCUGUUUCUCUGUCUUCAAAGGAGCCCAAGCGAGAAGCAGCUAAAGUUUCCAACCAAGGCCUUUGCCUGUCAAGUCCGUUCACCAAGCAGUGUGUGGAAAUGUUGCAGGACAUUCAGUGGCACAGCCCUAGUAGUAAAACAGUUGAGAACGGCGAAUUGCCGGUACCCCGUACCCCGUCUGGAGUUGGAGACAGGCAUACAGAUGAUACCACGGAUAGCGUACGAACCCCAACCUGCCGGCGUUUCAACGAGGACAGCGCAACCCCGAGGAUCAUGGUCCCUCCUGCCACCCCGGACCUGCCCGCCUGCAGCCCUGCUAGCGAAACCGGCAGCGAGAACAGCGUCAGUAUGGCUGCCCACACGCUGAUGAUCCUAUCGCGGGCUGCUAUUGCGAGGACUAGCGCUGCAACUCCUCUGAAGGACAACACCCAGCAGUUCAGGUCUUUAAGGAGCACGGUAAAGAAAAGGAAACUGGAGGACUUGAAUGAGGGUGAGAGAAAUUCUCGUUCCACGAAUAGGAAAGACCUCCAAAGCUCUCCAACACCAUCAAAAAAGAAGAAAAUAAAGAAAAAGAAGCUUCCCAAUUCUUUUCCAGCGGGAAUGGACGUGGACAAGUUCUUGUUAUCUUUGCAUUAUGAUGAGUGAAAGGUGAACUGUGACAAUAUAGAGUUAGGUAUUGUUAUGCUGAGGUUUUGCAUGAGAAAUUAGUUCUGAAGGGUGAGUUGCACUUUCAGUGCACUGAAGUUUCACUUUAUAGCAAAAUCAUGCUGUUUCUGAAGCAGGUUGCUAAGUGUAAAUAUUGAGUUGGUAUAUGUUUAUUUUUGAACAAGCACUUGCGUAAUUAUAGAGCCAUUGAAUUUGCAAAGUUGUACAUUUGUAUAAAUGUAAUGUUAAGAAGUUGUAUGUUUCCCUCACACCACGCUGUCUGCGCUCUGCUGCAUUCUCUGUUACCCCUCGGAACUGCUUCGUCCCUUUGCACGGCGGUUGUGCGUUUGAAGGCGGCGUUUGUAGUUCACUGUUCUGAGCCCCGGGCGGUUGAUCUGCAGCUUCCCCGUCCUGCUGAAUCCCGCAGGAAUUUCACCUUUGGCUCUGAGUGGUUUGGACUCAAAGUCUGUUCUCCUGGAACCGUCAGCCCUGUGUUGUAAGGCUUUGAGGGAGCCAACAGGAAUAGCCGGUAACUGAACAGAAGGGAAAAAAAAAGAAGCCACCCCAAAGCAUUUCUCAUCUCUGGAAGGUUUUCCCAACCAGGCACUGAGAUAGAGGGAUUUCAGUCUGUGUGGGCCUCGCGUGUUUACAGCGUUUCUUACACAGGAUGUCUUUGGAAUGUAAAAUUACUUCCAGUAUGAAUUCUUAAACUGUAGCCACAGCCGGACAAGGAUUUCAAGUGCUCUGCUGCAGGGGUAAAUUCUUUCAUCCAUCAUUUGUAUUGUUGAGAAAGCAUUUGUUAGUAUUACUUAUCCGUUAGGCAGACACGGUAAGAUUUGCACCCGAUCUUUCUGUUUAACAUAGAACUUGCUAUAGUUACACAAACUCUUCAGGAGAAGAGCAGCUCAACCUGCGUUUUAUGUACUAAUAUUAGCAUGGGAGAAAAUGAGCACUCUAAUCCUUGCUCUCAUACCGCAGAAUGCUCUCUUCUGGUGUUCUCCUCUGCUCUCAAGUUGUUGAGGUCUUAAACAAUGCGAGUUUUCCUGUAAGAGAGCUGUACAGCAACAGGGCAAUGUUUCAGAUAGUAUACAAGGAUUCCUAAGGAACCAAUAUUAUGCAGUAGAUGUUUAUAUUAAACCCAUCCAAUAACUGAAUACUGCAUAGCAUUUACAGCUUGAAUAAAUAUUUUUGUUUUAAUAA
Molecule: messenger RNA, 5731 nt
Organism: Gallus gallus (chicken)
Lineage: Eukaryota; Metazoa; Chordata; Aves; Galliformes; Phasianidae
Gene: NPAT
Product: nuclear protein, coactivator of histone transcription
Exons: 18
Coding region: 134-4531 (1465 amino acids)
Cellular component (GO): nucleus
Molecular function (GO): protein binding; transcription coregulator activity
Source: RefSeq, a predicted model, not a curated record